UAAGAAAAAAAAUAAUUUAGACUUUGAAGAUUGAUCACCAUGCCUCUUUUAUUCUUUUAUGCCCCACCCAAAAAGAAUCGAAGGUGGUUUGACUUUAUGAUAGACUAAACAAUUGUUAUGUCUUCAACAAGUCGAGUUCAUAUCAUUGAGUUAUUUGAAUUGUAAUGGGUAGUUCAAUUGAGGGUUAACUUGUCCACACCAAAUGAUUAUUAAGAGAAACUGUGUUCACUUUAAUGUAUUUAUGGUUUUACUUGAUUCUAAAAUAUGAGUGAGGAUUCUUUCAUUUCUUAAAAGGAGUAGAGUUUUGAAAAAUGGAGAGCUUUGUUACUAAAGUUUGUUUAAAUGUAUAAAUGCAUAUAUGUUUGAGAGUGAUAAUAUGUAUUUUGUGUAAUUUGAUUUCUUAUAAUCUCAGCAUUACUAAUUGAAAGAAGAAAAAAAAUCCCUGCCCUCUUUUAAUUAGAUGUUUUUUGUCUGUUUUUAUUUUGAUUGCAACAAUAUAAAGACAACUAUCGCCAUUUUAAAGAUGAUUUAAGAGUUUUUUAUGUCAAUUGAGACAAUAAUUAUGCCACUUCGAACAAUUAUUGUUAAUUCGAUAUUUAUUUCAUUUCAUAUUAAAAGUAAUGUAUGAAAAAAAAUUAAAAUUCUAUUUUAAAAAGAUAGCAACAAAUAACAACUAAGUAGGGUGCACAACUUAACUUAAUAAGUUAUCCAUGCUUUUAUCUAAAUCCGAUUAUUAAAAAUUGAGUUUAAUGGCUAUGUACUGAUAGUGUAAAACAGUUUUACACUGUCAUCCAAUAGAAAACAACCAAUUUACCAUGUCAUUAAAAAAAUUUAAAGAUAAAAGUGUGAUGGAAUUGGAUACAUGGUUGUGAUUAGUUGACAGUGUAAAACUAUUUUACACUGUCAGUGCAUCACCCCUUUUCUCUUAAAAAUUUAAGCAUUUAUAAUAGAGUUACCUUACAAUAGAAUUUACCUGUCUAUUCUUUUUAUAAUACAAUUUUCAUGUUUUACUUUUAAAAGUCUAAGUCACUUAAUCCUACUUUUCACAAAUUUUUUUUACUAUGUGUUAUCUCAAAACUUUUUUAUAAUAUUGUCAUUUUUUUUUUAAUUUUACUACAUAUUCAAUCAAACAUUCUGAUAUCUUUUAUAUUUAUUUUAUUUUCGUGUUAGUUCUCUUUGUGCCCUAGUUGACAUCCUUAUACAAUAAGAAGAGGGUUAAAUAGUGUUCACCCCCCUGCCAAAUAAGCGAUAUUCGGUUUUCCCCCUCAUUAAAAAAAAAUUUAGCCUUGGCCCCUUAACAAAUAAAGAUUCUCCAGAGGGAAACCUUAAUGAGGGAGAUUCCAUCAGAACAGCCUACGUGUAAUGGAUCUUCUGGCUUAUGUGGCAUGGGGGUGACACGGUGGCAGUGUCUUCUCAUAUUUCUUCAUCCUUAUAUACAUAAUCCCCCUUGCAAUUUUAGGGUUUAACAUUGUUAGAAACUUGAAAUGGGGAAGAAGAAGCGUGUGUGUAAGAAAAAGGCUCCGCCACCGUCAAAGGCCACCAAACCGCCGUCACAGUCCAAGCAAAGGAAGAAAAAGGAGCAGGAGGCGGUAAAGCCCAAGACGGAGAAGCAAGUCAGGCAUGCAAACAAGAACGAAGAAGGAGGAACCUCCGUUCGUGAUGAGGAGUUUAACGAUGAGUUCAGUGCUGUUAUCCAAUAUGGUGGGGAGUUUGUGUUUCUGAACGAUGGUCGUACGAUUUAUAGAGGAGGUAUGUCGUCGUUAGUUUCGGGACUCCGUUUAGAAGAGUUUACCUUGGAUAGUAUACAUAGGUUGGUGAUGGGUUGGGGUUACCGUGAAGGGACAUAUAGAAUCUGGACUCUAAUUCGUGAAAUAUAUGAAGAUUAUUUUCAGAUUAGAAAGGAUGAUGAUUGUUAUGACUUUGCUACAUAUAACUGUGUGAAUCGAAUUGACGGGGAACUUUUUAUAGAGCAUGAUGUUGUAGAUAUUGGAGCAACCGUAAGACUUCCUAGGUGUGUUAAUGAGGUUGGUGAGAUGGAAGGAAGUGAUGAAGAAGAGGUUGAGGGGCUAGGUGAUAGUGAAGAUGAGAGGGCCACUGCGCUUGUUGAUGGUUUUGAGGGGAUAGAUAUAAGUUUACCACAGAAAGAGGUCCCAAAAGUUGCUGAAUAUGUUAGUGUUAGUAAAGAGAAACCUUGCGAGGAAGAUGAAUAUGUUAGUGAUGAGUUGGAAAGUUCUGACCCUGAUUUGUCUGACAGUGAGAAAGCUAAAGUCCAAAAGUUUGAAAAGUUCAAAAAGGAGCAUUUAAAUAAGGAUUUUAAAUUUCAGUGGGGUAUGGAAUUCAACUCCCUAGAUGAAUUUAGGUAUGCCAUACGUGAAUGGUCUGUAUUAAAUGGGAGACAAAUUACUUUUGUCAAAAAUGAAAGUGAUAGGGUUAGGGUGGUGUGCAGGGCCACUUGUGGGUUUUUAAUGCUAUGCUCCAAAGUGGGCCACAAGAGGACAUUUGCUAUAAAAACCAUUGUAGACAAACACACUUGUGCUAGGGUUUUAGACAAUAAAUCUGCAAAUUCAAGGUGGGUGGCUAAGAUUGUUUUGAAGAAGAUGCAGACCUCACAAGAUGUCAGAAUCACUGAUAUUAUACAAGAUCUGAGGCAAAAUUACUCUGUAGGUAUAACUGUUUGUAGGGCUUGGAAAGCAAAACUCAUAGCCAAGAAGAUGUUGGAGGGAGAUGCAGAUAGGCAAUAUGCAAUAUUGAGGAGGUAUGCUGCAGAGUUAUUAAGGGCCAGCUCUGGAAACACUUUGGCUAUAACUGUUGAAAGGCCUAACCCAACAAUCCCACCAAGAUUUGGUUGCUUCUAUUUCUGCUUUGAGGGAUGUAAAAAGGGUUUCAUUAAUGGAUGUAGGCCCUUUGUGGGAGUGGAUGGCUGCCAUCUUAAAACAAAGUAUGGUGGUCAAUUGCUAAUUGCUGUAGGGAGGGACCCUAAUGAUCAGUAUUUUCCACUUGCUUUUGGGGUUGUGGAGACAGAAACAAAAGAAAGCUGGAAGUGGUUCUUGGAGCUGUUGAUGAAUGAUGUGGGCCAGAGCAACAGAUAUGUGUUCAUAUCAGACCAACAAAAGGGUCUUGUUGCAGUCUUUGAAGAGAUGUUUGAGAGAAUUGAGCACAGGGUUUGUUUAAGGCAUCUAUAUGCCAAUUUCAAGAAAAAAUUUGGAGGGGGUGCACUCAUUAGAGAUCUAAUGAUGGAGGCUGCAAAAGCCACUUACUACCAAGGCUGGUUACAAAAGAUGAAUGAAUUGAAGUUGAUAGAUCUUGAUGCCUGGACAUGGUUAAUGGGUGUUCCUCCAAAGUCAUGGUGUAAGCAUGCUUUUUCCUUUUACCCUAAAUGUGAUGUACUAAUGAAUAACAUAUCUGAAUCAUUUAAUGCUACUAUUUUAAGUGUAAGAGACAAACCUAUUUUGACCAUGUGUGAGUGGAUUAGGCUGUACUUGAUGAAUAGAUGUUCUGCCUCAUCAGCCAAACUAAAAAAAUGGCCUCAUAAAGUAAUGCCAAUACCUAGGAAGAGACUUGAUAAAGAAGUCAUGCUAAGUGGGCAUUGGUUGCCCACUUGGGCAAUGGAUGAGACAUUUGAGGUGAAUCAUUCAUAUAAUGGUCAGAAGUUUGUAGUUGACAUUGCUAAGAGAAGUUGUACUUGUAAUUUCUGGGAGCUAGUUGGCAUCCCUUGUAGACAUGCUAUUGCUGCUCUAUCUUUCAGACAACAGAAUCCAGAAGACUUUGUAGACAGUUGCUAUCAUAGGGACAAGUAUGCCAUAUGUUAUAGUUUUCCUAUAAGUCCAAUCAAUGGUGAAGAAAUGUGGCCUGAGGUAGAUGCUGAUCCAAUAAUGCCCCCCAUGUACAAGAGAGGUCCUGGCAGGCCUAAGAAAUUAAGGAUUAGGGAGUGUGGAGAAGAAGGUGCUAGAAGAAGGAGAUUACCAGGUGUGUCUUAUAGGUGCACCAUUUGUGACAAAUUUGGUCACAAUGCUCAAACUUGCAAAAGCACAACUCAGAAUCCCAAUGCACUUAAAAGAAAGAAAAAGGUUAAGUUGGAUGCUCAAACUGCUGCAACUCAUGGAGCUGAGACUGGUGCAACUGAUGUUCCCCAAAGUGAUGCAACUGAUGGAGUUCAAACUGAUGCAACUCAUGGAGCUGAGUCUGGUGCAACUGCAGUGACCCAAACUGCUGCAACUGAUGGAGUCCAAAGUGCUGCAACAGAUGGAGUUCAAACUGAGACAAAUCAGACUGAUUUUUUUGGAGACAUUACUGAUGAUGUGAUCUCAAGCCUGCCAGAGUUUAACUCUACCCAAUGCUCUGCUGUGGAUGGAGCCUCACAAAGGAGAGGUAAGAAAAAGAUGUCACCUACCAAGCCAAUCAAGAGGAGGACAAGUGAAAGACAGAAGUUGUUCUGGUUUAAAAAACCAAUAACUGGCCCAGGUGCUACCUCUGAACAACCAAUAUCAGUGACUGAUGAAGAUAACAAUGAUGAGUCAAGGCGUGGGAAGAAGAAAUUGAAGAAGAACUAUUAAGUCAUGAUUAUGUAUAAGUCCUAGUUAUGUAUAAUGCUAGUGAACUUCAAUAUUUUGUUUAUG
Molecule: messenger RNA, 4616 nt
Organism: Vicia villosa (hairy vetch)
Lineage: Eukaryota; Viridiplantae; Streptophyta; Magnoliopsida; Fabales; Fabaceae
Exons: 4
Coding region: 1485-4553 (1022 amino acids)
Molecular function (GO): zinc ion binding
Source: RefSeq, a predicted model, not a curated record